GCUCUGUGGCGUUCAUUCUUUCUAUGGACCGGACUAUAGUCACUACUCACUACUCACUUUACAAAUAUUGCAUUACACAUAACCCUUGUUGUGUAACUCGUGUUAUUUAAAUUAACAUAAUCAUGUAUAUCGUGUCAAAUAUAGUAAAAGUUACUAUUCCCAACUAUUUAGCGAGCUUACCAAUUCCCGAUUCAAUCGGUGGUUGGUUCCGACUUGGUGUGCGUGAUUGGCUAGCUCUAAUCCCCCCAACUCUUGUUGUUGGUGGUAUUUCUUAUUACUCUUACCAGACUAUAAAGAAAGCAAAUGGUGCGAACAUAGUUAAUCCAAGCGUCAGAAAAGAUAUUCCAAAAGUCGUGGACUUUAUUGACAUAGAAGACAUUACAGAAAAGGCAUCCUUGUGUAGAUGUUGGAGAAGCAAGAAUUGGCCUUAUUGUGAUGGUAGCCAUGGAGCUCAUAACAAAGAAACUGGUGACAACACAGGCCCAGUGGUUGUCAGACACAAGGAAAAUAAGUAAAUUUUGUAUAAUUUUCAAGCAGGUAUUAAGGUGGUGAAUGGAAAAAAAAAUAUGUAAAAACGCUUCAUGUAGAAUUUGAUAAUAGUUGCUCUUAUAAAUUGCAUUUGAAGUUGUAAAACAGCUCUGUUCUAUUUUUGUAAAUGUAAUAUAUAUUGUUUAUUGUCAUGAACCUUGCCUACUUUACCGAUUUCAGUGGAGCAAAGAAAGAAUAAAUUAUUAUACAGCAUUUAAAAUUGUUAAUAAAAAUAAGAAAAUAUACCAUUAAAA
Melitaea cinxia (Glanville fritillary) is the source of this 782-nucleotide messenger RNA. RefSeq names its product CDGSH iron-sulfur domain-containing protein 2 homolog (gene Cisd2). Gene Ontology annotation, biological process: regulation of autophagy. Gene Ontology annotation, molecular function: 2 iron, 2 sulfur cluster binding. NCBI's taxonomy places the organism in Eukaryota, Metazoa, Arthropoda, Insecta, Lepidoptera, Nymphalidae. The transcript has 3 exons. Bases 123 to 515 code for a protein of 130 amino acids. The record is from RefSeq and is a predicted model, not a curated record. Gene Ontology annotation, cellular component: mitochondrial outer membrane; intracellular membrane-bounded organelle.